AUGCAGGGCCUCACCGGGAACACGAGCCACAGGCUGCCGGACGGGCCGCCCUCCACGGUUGCGUCCGGGGCGGGCCGCUGCGAGAGCGGAGCUCUCAUGCACAGUUUCGGCAUCUUCCUGCAGGGGCUCCUCGGCGUCGUGGCCUUCAGCACGUUGAUGCUCAAACGCUUCAGAGAACCAAAGCAUGAAAGACGUCCAUGGAAGAUAUGGUUUUUAGACACUUCCAAACAAGCCAUAGGAAUGCUGUUCAUCCACUUUGCAAAUGUAUACUUAGCAGAUCUUACCGAAGAGGACCCUUGUUCUCUGUACCUCAUCAACUUUCUCCUGGAUGCCACUGUGGGCAUGCUGCUCAUCUACGUGGGCGUGCGGGCCGUCAGUGUCUUGGUGGAGUGGCAGCAGUGGGAAUCCUUGCGUUUUGGUGAAUAUGGAGACCCUCUGCAGUGUGGAGCCUGGGUUGGGCAGUGUGCCCUUUACAUCGUGAUCAUGAUUUUUGAAAAAUCCGUUGUCUUCAUCGUCCUCCUAAUACUUCAGUGGAAAAAGGUGUCCCUACUGAAUCCCAUUGAAAACCCAGACCUGAAACUGGCCAUCGUCAUGCUGAUCGUCCCCUUCUUUGUCAAUGCAUUGAUGUUUUGGGUGGUAGACAAUUUCCUCAUGAGAAAGGGGAAGACGAAAGCUAAACUAGAAGAAAGGGGAGCCAAUCAGGACUCGAGGAAUGGGAGCAAGGUUCGCUACCGAAGGGCCGCAUCCCAUGAGGAGUCCGAGUCUGAGAUCCUGAUCUCGGCUGAUGAUGAGAUGGAGGAGUCUGACAUGGAUGAGGACCUCCGCAGACUGACACCCUUAAAGCCUGUGAAGAAAAAGAAGCAUCGCUUCGGACUACCCGCUGGUGCUCCGGAAGCACCCAUCAAGAAGAAGCGCCCCCCUGUGAAGGAAGAGGACCUGAAGGGGGCCCGAGGAAACCUGACUAAGAACCAGGCGAUCAAGUCUAAGACUUACCAGGUCAUGCGGGAUUGUGAGCAAGCAGGCUCCACUGCCCCAUCGGUGUUCAGCCGCACCCGGACAGGCACUGAGACUGUCUUUGAGAAGCCCAAAGCCGGACCUGCCAAGAGCGUGUUUGGCUGA
Messenger RNA from Chrysochloris asiatica (Cape golden mole), 1119 nucleotides. RefSeq names its product transmembrane protein 110 (gene STIMATE). Gene Ontology annotation, cellular component: membrane; cortical endoplasmic reticulum; nucleus. The transcript is spliced from 11 exons. Bases 1 to 1119 code for a protein of 372 amino acids. NCBI's taxonomy places the organism in Eukaryota, Metazoa, Chordata, Mammalia, Afrosoricida, Chrysochloridae. The record is from RefSeq and is a predicted model, not a curated record. Gene Ontology annotation, molecular function: calcium channel regulator activity. Gene Ontology annotation, biological process: tissue regeneration; activation of store-operated calcium channel activity; chondrocyte differentiation.